This is a messenger RNA of Trematosphaeria pertusa, 569 nucleotides long. RefSeq lists its product as uncharacterized. The record is from RefSeq and is a predicted model, not a curated record. NCBI's taxonomy places the organism in Eukaryota, Fungi, Ascomycota, Dothideomycetes, Pleosporales, Trematosphaeriaceae. Bases 211 to 510 code for a protein of 99 amino acids. The transcript is spliced from 2 exons.
GCAGCAAACGGCCGUUGUUAACUAAAUCCCGCCGACUUUCCUUAAAAUUAUGAUAAGCGCAGUAGUGAAUGCUUUAUCCAGAGCCGGGCGAUUUACGGCCAGCUUAGAUCACCUAUCGUCAUGGAUGGAGUCGCUUGUCCAGCUGACAAGUUGUAGUGAAGAAAAUCUCAAGCUGGUCGGACGCACCCACCCGCCCUUUUAUGCCUUCGCAUGCACGCUCUACAAACCCGCCGGCUCUGCGAUUCAUCUAGCUGUCUACCACAACCACGCAAUAGCCCGAUGGAUGCUAAGGGCUCAAAGACAAUCCCCAACGUAUCUAUGACAGCUAAAGAGCCUCGGAAAGUGCGCAGGUUCAAGGCCGGAGGACCAAGCACCGACACGAACAUGAUCAUCAUUUGCGAGGAAGUGAUCGAGCGCUUUCCGUUUCCGGAGCGCCUGCUGCACCUUUUGGCAUAUACCAAGCUACGGGUGGAAAGUGGUUCGAGCGCAGAGCGUAUACUGAUGCGAUAGAGCUCAGCAAUGUCUGCCUCGUCAUGUACCAGCUUGAAGUACUUUAAAGUGUAAGCGAA